Dama dama (fallow deer) is the source of this 655-nucleotide messenger RNA. It is a transcript of the gene PFDN6, whose product is annotated as prefoldin subunit 6. The record is from RefSeq and is a predicted model, not a curated record. Gene Ontology annotation, biological process: chaperone-mediated protein complex assembly; protein folding. Lineage: Eukaryota; Metazoa; Chordata; Mammalia; Artiodactyla; Cervidae. Gene Ontology annotation, cellular component: cytoplasm; prefoldin complex. The transcript is spliced from 5 exons. Gene Ontology annotation, molecular function: protein-folding chaperone binding. Bases 165 to 554 code for a protein of 129 amino acids.
CCUUCCGAGUCUGGUCUUUUUAACAGAACGCCACUCAUUGACCAUGUUAGAACUACAUUUCCCGGCGUGCGUCGGCUGACAGGUUCCGGCGCCGUCUUUCCCCAGCAUUCUCUAUUUACUUCCGGGUUCACCAAUACUGAAGAGAGAGCGCUUUCGUCCCCGCCAUGGCUGAGCUAAUCCAGAAGAAGCUGCAGGGAGAAGUGGAGAAAUAUCAACAGCUGCAGAAGGACUUGAGUAAAUCCAUGUCAGGGAGGCAGAAACUAGAGGCACAACUAACAGAGAAUAAUAUCGUGAAGGAGGAACUGGCCCUGCUGGAUGGGUCCAACGUGGUGUUUAAACUUCUGGGGCCGGUGCUGGUCAAACAGGAGCUGGGGGAAGCUCGGGCCACAGUGGGGAAAAGGCUGGACUACAUCACAGCUGAGAUUAAGCGAUAUGAAUCCCAGCUCCGGGACCUAGAGCGGCAGUCAGAACAACAGAGGGAGACCCUUGCUCAGCUGCAGCAGGAGUUUCAGCGGGCGCAGGCGGCAAAGGCAGGGGCUCCUGGGAAGGCCUGACCCUGUCCUGGGGGGUGGGGGAGGGGAAGGAAUGAGGCAGCUCUAGGGUCUAUACUGUAGUUAAUAAAAUGUGAAAAUAUCUGGUGUGUUCUGACCAGCCA